AUGGCCUCAUCUGGGUCUGCCAAGGAUCUCACCAAGGCUCUCACUAGCUUCAUCCAGACACCAAACCUACCUCUCCCCGAUGAGCUCACCACUUUGAUCAGCAAUUAUCUGGAUCGGCACGAGCACGCCGAAGAUGGAGCUGCAGACCGGUUGAACGAGGAGCUUCUCGCCAUCUACACCAAGAACGUCGAGGACCAGCCCGAAAAAUAUGCCGCCUUUCUUGCGAUUCUACGGGAACUUCGUCCCGCCAUGAAGACGCCUGCCAGGAUCUUCGAGUGGUGGGAUAGACUUCUUGACCCCGUCUUGGAAUAUGUCGGACAAGAAAAGGGCUUGGCUCGUGAAGUUGCCUCGAACACAUUGGACCUGCUCAUGAUUGACCAGUUCGAUGGAUCGUCAAACUCGUCUGAGGCUAGCCUUGCUCCCUUCACUGAACGUCUGCUGAGUAGAUGGAUGGACGCCCGUGCAAGCCAGAUAAACUGUGCUCCGAUGGCGGACUUCAAGGACCGUAUGGUGAAGAAGGCUUUAAUGGCCUUCGGAAAGAAGGAUCCCAAGGGCUUCAUGACUUGCUUGGACCGGUAUUUCGUCAAGAGAGAAUAUCGUAACUUUGCAUUGAGCUUGCUAUGCGAUUUCGUUCAGAGCCAACCUCCACACCUUCAUGUUGUUCUACAAACACCACUAUUCAACAACAUUCUGAACUCUUUACAAAAAGACGAGUCGACAGCCACUGUCACCAUGGCUCUGGUGGCGUUAAUCAUGCUCCUGCCUUACAUACCCAGCUCGCUCGUACCGCUCUUAUCUAAACUGUUUAACAUUUACGCUAGACUUCUAUUCUGGGAUAGGGAUAGCUAUUUUGCGCAAGAGCACACCGAAAUCGGCCCGGAAGGCGGAUCUAGUGAAGUUACCUGGGAGAGAGUGCUUCUUGAUCCAGAUCAUGACGGAAGCUCGAUCCCCUACCUAUCAGGGUAUUUUACUGUUCUGUACGGCUUAUAUCCCAUUAAUUUUCUCGACUACAUCCGCAAGCCACAGAGAUACUUGCGUCAUGCGAACAACGACGACGAUAUCGAUGUCCAGGCCAUGGAAAUCCGGGACAGGUCCGAGAGAUUCAGAAAACAACACCUUUUGCAUCCGAACUUCUACAACCUGACAAUUGACUCGGAGAAGACGGAUAUGAGCCGAUGGCUUAACAGCGAGGCAGAUGAAGUUCUUGCUGAGUGUAUGGCUCUUUCCUUAGAGUCUAAACACAACUCUCCCGAUGCUCGCAAUACCACGCCACUACCCGUGGGCUUGGAUCAAGUAGCUGGAGAAGAACUUGGGGAAGACGACAUGGAGGCCAUCCUCAAUGGGUCGUUGGACCGUGGAGGUGUUUCAUCGGGGGUUGAGUCCACGCCCAGCAUAGUGCGCUCACAAGUUGAACCAUCUAGAGAACCUUCUUUGCAUGGUCCGAUUAUCGACGCUGCAAGUCAGCAAGCUGAUAGCACAAAUCAUUUGUCUGAUCAGGUUUCCCUUGGUGGCCAGGAAGUUGCUGAGAGUCCUGUCCUCUCACCUCAUCAACUGCAGUCGGCUCCACACACGCAACUCCAUGAUAGGCCUGUCACGUAUAAGGCCAGCAUAUCUGGGCUUCGUCAGUCACUAGCAAAUGCCAGUGUACCCUCGCUAGCCCUCGGAACCCAGGAGGUUGUAGAGGAUAAAAGCCAAGGGCAGGUUGAGACAUCGUCUGAUUCUCUCAACCAACCACUGCCCGCUGGUGAAGCAAACAAUUAUGUCUCGCUUCUCUACCACCAGAAUCUGUUACUUCUCAAUGAUUUGCAGUUUGAGCGAUAUAUCAAGCAGCAACACAUGAUACAUAUGGGGGAACUGCGUCGUAAACAAGUCAGAGAAGCUGCCACCGAAGCUGAGACGCAGAAUCUUGUCAUGGCAAACCGAAGUCUGAGACAAAGGCUUGACGAAGCCAAACGAGGCGAAGCACAAGUGAAGAAGGAGUUUGACCACCGCAGAAGCAUUGCUAAGAAGUGGGAGAGUGAUCUCUCGACCAAGUUACGGGCGUUGCGCGAGGAACAGAAGAAGUGGGCAGCGGAAAAGCUCGCCUUGACACACCAGCUUGAAGAGUGCCAGAGAGAGUGCGAGCGACUGCGUAGCGCUGCUGACUUGGCCGAGAAAACAAUGCUGCAGUACAAGCAGAGCAACGAGGCAAUUGACAUUAGCACAGAAGAGAUCGACAGGCUAAAGGGUGAAGUAGCGCGUCUCACCGAAUCAGAGCGUGCAUACCACGGCAAGGAAUUGAAAAUGCAACAAGCGAUAGAGAGCGCUACCUUAGCCGAAGCUCGGGCAGAGCAGUUGUCACAGCAAGUUACCGCACACGAGCUGCAAAUCGAGAGAGUGAGGAAGCACUACGAAUCGCGGAUUGCAGACCUCAGUGAUCAGUUGGCCAAGGUUGUCAAGGAGAGUCAAAGCAGGAACGUCGACAAUGUGGUGGCCGUAUUCGAAUCCGCUCUCGCUACAAGCAGAGCGAAGCAGAUGGAGCUACAGAGAGAAUGCGAUGUAAUGAAGCGAAAAUGUACCGAGUUGGAGGGGUCUCUUCUGGAUCUCAGGUCUACGAAUGAAGAGCUGUCCAGCAAAAUCCUUGCCAACGAGAGUCAAUCGGCUCUGUUAUAUGACGGGUCGGAAGCAAUGACGCCUAGAUCAGGCAGUCCGAUUAUAUCUCGAACGGUAAAUCGAGGAUUCUCUGACACAGAUAGUGUCGAAGGUAUCUUCCGAAGUGCUACCCCCUCGUUGAUACCAGCAACAAGACAAAGCUCUGUUUCUUCACCAACUUCGAUACGCCGUCCAGGAACUCCUCCUGGAGCUGGAAUGAGCGGUGAUACGUCUAGUCGCUCGUCUCAAAGAACCAGUCCAGUUGUCGAAAGGCACCAUGGAAAGGGGGUACUUGCGAACGCUCUCAAGAAGGAGCGCAAGGACAAGAAAGAAGAUAAGCAUGAGAAGAAAAAGUCGAGUCUUCCUGCCUUCAAGGGGAUGAGGGGCUUUGUGUGAGUGUCACGACAGCAAUGCUGGAGUUUGGAACAUAAUUGGGAAAGUUGGCACACAGUAACAACAUGACCUUAAAACAAUAUUGUUGUUUGCCUGCUAUGGCCCAACUACUACAGUAUACCCUUGGCUUGAAUUGACUGAAGUCUUUAAG
Neurospora tetrasperma FGSC 2508 is the source of this 3175-nucleotide messenger RNA. RefSeq lists its product as uncharacterized. The record is from RefSeq and is a predicted model, not a curated record. The transcript is spliced from 4 exons. NCBI's taxonomy places the organism in Eukaryota, Fungi, Ascomycota, Sordariomycetes, Sordariales, Sordariaceae. Gene Ontology annotation, cellular component: TSC1-TSC2 complex. Gene Ontology annotation, biological process: regulation of cell cycle; negative regulation of TOR signaling. Bases 1 to 3027 code for a protein of 1008 amino acids.